Messenger RNA from Adineta ricciae, 279 nucleotides. The record is from the annotation of a GenBank genome assembly. NCBI's taxonomy places the organism in Eukaryota, Metazoa, Rotifera, Eurotatoria, Adinetida, Adinetidae.
AUGAAUUACUUUGUAGGUGGUGAUGGUGGAGCAAGAGUAGGUGGUGAUGGCGAAGCAAUAGUUGGUGGAGCAGCAGCUGGUGGGGAUGGUGGACGAACUACCGGUAAAAAUAAACAAGUAGUUGUUGCUGCUGAUGUUGUUGUUGCCAAUGGAAUUAAUGGUGGUGGAAUUGAGACCAAUGGUAACGACAUCGAACUCACCGACAAACGAUUGAACGGUGAUUUCGGUGGUGUCAGACGUGAAAUUGGUCUUUUCUGUUCGUUGACUAAAGUAACAUAG